AUGUCAUCGAAUAUUUUAGAACAGUCAUUAGACGAUAUAAUUGGUGAAAAACAACAACACCAACAUCAAAGGAAAUUUAUUCCUAGUCGUAGAAGAGGAAAUCCAAAUUUCCGUCGUGGUGGUGCAUCCAGUAGAGGUAAUCGUCAUCAUCCUUAUCGAUCAAAUCCUUCAAAUAGAAGAGACACUGAUUCAUAUAUUCCUAGACCUAGCUCUUUUUCAUCAUCAUCAUCAGUACCAAAACAAGUAUUAAUAUUAGCUAAUGGUCGCCCAACAUUACGGAUUAAAAACAUUCAUCCUGAAUUAAAUGGUGAAGAUUUAUCAAAUUUAUUUUCAAGUAUAUCACCAGUUGAUUUUGUUAAAUUUGAUGAUGAUAAUGAUACUAUUGCAUAUAUUUGUUUCCAAAAUGAUUGUGAAAGAAGUAAUCUGGAAGCAAUUGAAAAAUUUGAUGGGAAAAAAGCUAUGGGUAAAUUACUUGUUGUUGAAAAUACCACCAGUUUAUUAGAUAGAAUUGAUACUCGAAAUUUGAAUAAUAGAAUAAAAAUUGGAUCGUCGUUGUCUAAUAGUUCUUAUUCUCAUCCUAGAGGAAUUAGUUCAGGUAGACGUCCUCCAAGAGAAAGAAAAAUUGGUGGUAGGUCUGCUAGACCCGCUAAAAAGACAGCAGAAGAUUUAGAUAAAGAAUUGGAAAAUUAUAUGCAUGAAACAACAACAACAACAGAACCAUCACUGGAACAUACCACUGAACAAGUUGUUACAUCCACAAAUGAUGAAAUGACUCUUGAUUAA
Messenger RNA from Candida dubliniensis CD36, 783 nucleotides. RefSeq lists its product as uncharacterized. Gene Ontology annotation, molecular function: mRNA binding. The transcript has a single exon. The record is from RefSeq and is a predicted model, not a curated record. Lineage: Eukaryota; Fungi; Ascomycota; Pichiomycetes; Serinales; Debaryomycetaceae. Gene Ontology annotation, biological process: mRNA export from nucleus. Bases 1 to 783 code for a protein of 260 amino acids. Gene Ontology annotation, cellular component: nucleus.